Molecule: messenger RNA, 734 nt
Organism: Alligator sinensis (Chinese alligator)
Lineage: Eukaryota; Metazoa; Chordata; Crocodylia; Alligatoridae
Gene: FSHB
Product: follicle stimulating hormone subunit beta
Biological process (GO): G protein-coupled receptor signaling pathway
Cellular component (GO): cytoplasm; extracellular region
Molecular function (GO): hormone activity
Source: RefSeq, a predicted model, not a curated record
ACUACAGCUAUUAACAGAAAAACAAGCAGAAUACAGGAUGAAGACAGUUAAUUGCUAUGUGCUGUUACUUUGUUGGAAAGCAACUUGCUGUAAUAUCUGUGAGCUGUCCAAUAUCACCAUAGCAGUGGAGAAGGAGGAGUGUGAGUUCUGCAUUACUGUGAAUGCCACUUGGUGCUCUGGAUACUGCUUCACAAGGGAUCCAAUAUAUAAGUAUCCUCCAGUGUCAUCUGUUCAGCAAACUUGUACUUUCAAGGAGCUUGUGUAUGAAACAGUGAAGAUCCCUGGAUGUGGUGACCAUGCUGAAUCAUUUUAUUCAUACCCAGUGGCUACAGAAUGCCACUGUGAAACAUGUGAUACGGACAGCACUGACUGUACUGUGAGAGGCUUAGGCCCAAGCUACUGCUCCUUCAGUCAAAAUCAAAGCAAAGAAUGAGAGUGGUGCUUUCUUCAGGCUGAACAGGAGUGUCUCUUAGGGCAGGAACUAUACAAAGUGAUUCCUCAUUGAAAUCCAGAAGGUACCAGCUGCUUGAAUGAGGAAUGGUAGAGAGAGAUGAGUGUUUAACCAUUGUUUUACACGCUCCUAUUCUUGCACUCAGGAAGUGGAGUAUGCUACAGAGCUGUCAUGGCAGCAUGUGCUACACAGGCAUACAUUUAACUUUCAAUACAAAAUAUAAAUGGCUGUACUGUUUGUUGGAACUGUGAAGAAAAUCAUGAAAUAAAGACUGAACACUUAA